CAUGUUGCCUGGGAUUGUUGUUUCAAAUGUCAUACAUUAAUAAACAAAAAAUAAUCAAGGUCUUGCUGACAACGACACAGAUUAUAUGUGGUUGGGUGUUUGGAGAAAGUAAUUUAUUUGAAAGAUUCGGUAGUUCCUACCUGUUAUUACAGACGUGUCUUGGUUUGUUAGUAUGUUUUUUCUGUAACAUUAAUACACAAUGUCGUUUUGGGGUUUAUCUGUAUUGCUUUGUUUUGGCUGGAUCGAUCUUGCAGGAUGAAUUAAGCUGGUUUUAUAUCAUUGUUGUUAUUUUGAUUUCAGUUGUCAUGUUUAUACAGUUACAUAAACAAAACUAUAGUGUAAUGUUCGACAACUUCAACAAGUUUUCAAACACACUAGAUAAAGGGAAAGUCAAGUUCGUAGCGGAGUUCACCUAUCCUAUGUAUUAUGUGUUGAUGUUUAUUGUGGCAUUAAUAUACAAUUACUGCAUUAAUGACUUAUCUGAGUUAGGUGUUAAGGGUCAAAGGUCCAUACUUUUGUCAACACUUGGUAUGUGCUGCUGUACAAUUUUAUCAUCAAAUGCUAUGGCUUCUAUAAUAGUUUCAAUCUCAAAAAGAUUACUUAAGGUUUGCUACCUCACCGUCACAGGCACGUUUGAAAUUGAAGGUGAACUUGUUUUGCAACCUUCAUAUAUAUUCAGCGUCAUUUUCUUUUUAAUAAACGUAGUUAUAUCGGACAUGGGACAUUAUGAGCGUGGACAACUAGUUGUCAGCAGGUUAUUAUUGAUUUUGGCCUUGUUUGUUAGUAACUGUUUACUCCUGAUAGAAACAAUGACAUCAAAAGUAGAAUUUAUACAAGGAAAUAUGUUAACCUGCGUACGAGUUAUCUGUAUUCAAUUGAUGUUUGUUUUAGGUCCUGCAAUAAUAAUGUAUUAUAUGUAUUGUCACUAUACUAUGGAUAAUUUAGGAAUCUUUUUAACAAUGUCAAGUUAUCUUACAAAUCUAAUAUUCGCUGUUUACAUUCUAUUUCUUUAUAUUCUAUUCAAAUACGAUGCAAUUUGCCAAACUUUCUGGGAUGGAUUUGAUAACCUGGUGUUUAAUAUUCGAAUUGGCAUGGGGAUUUUUAUAAUAUUGAUUCAAAUAUGCACGGUGGUUUUCUCUGUGUGGACACUAUUCUUUGGUUUUUAUAGUUGGUUAGAGUUGUUGCGUUUGGGAUUAAUUUCGUACGUCAAUAUAUACAUCCAAGGAGUCAGAAUACAACGCGUCAUCAGCCAUAAAAAGAAGAUCAGAGAAUUCAUAAAUAAUUUGGUCGACGCUACAUCUGAUCGACUUGCUGGACAUCAAGACGUCUGUUCGAUUUGUUUCCAGGGAUUGGAAGAAGCAAAGGUCACACAAUGUGACCAUUUAUUCCAUGAAUCCUGUAUUCGGAAAUGGCUAAAUGUAAGACUUACUUGUCCAUUGUGUCAAAUGCAAAUAAUCUUAUAAAACUUUAGAAUUCAUUUAUGUAUGUAAUUGUCUUGAAUACAUCCGUGUAGUCACU
Messenger RNA from Mytilus trossulus (common blue mussel), 1518 nucleotides. Its product is annotated as RING finger protein 145-like. The transcript has a single exon. Lineage: Eukaryota; Metazoa; Mollusca; Bivalvia; Mytilida; Mytilidae. Bases 27 to 1463 code for a protein of 478 amino acids. The record is from RefSeq and is a predicted model, not a curated record.